This is a messenger RNA of Tetranychus urticae (two-spotted spider mite), 3931 nucleotides long. RefSeq names its product nuclear hormone receptor FTZ-F1 beta. Gene Ontology annotation, molecular function: zinc ion binding; sequence-specific DNA binding; nuclear receptor activity. The record is from RefSeq and is a predicted model, not a curated record. Gene Ontology annotation, biological process: regulation of DNA-templated transcription. NCBI's taxonomy places the organism in Eukaryota, Metazoa, Arthropoda, Arachnida, Trombidiformes, Tetranychidae.
ACAAAUCGGUUCAUCUCAAUGAAAGUGCAGUUUUGUGUUCAUCUCUCCGAUUCCAUCAAGAAAUUUACCUGACUUUUUCUAUUAAUUUCAACGAUAAUUUGAUUCAACUUUGCUUAUUAAGCUCCGAACGGUUUACUGAUUGAACACAGAUUGUUGGAAAUUAAUGGACAAAAUGUCGUCGGUCUUAAAGAUAAAACCAUUCGACAAAUCAUCGAAGAACUUAAAGGUGUUAUCACCCUAACCAUUUUGCCUUCAAUAACUUUCAAUCACAUGUUUAAAAGUUGAUAAAAUGAGUGCUGCUGCUGUUGCUCAACCAUCUAAUCCACCACAAUCUGACCAGAGGGAAAGGAUCAUAACUGAUUAUAGGAAGAAACCCCAGAACCUAGGAAUUUUUUUGGCAUCUUUUUGCUUUUGCAGAAAGAAAUUGGUUUGAAGUAAACGUGGUCAAUCCUGCCCCUGCUUAUUCUUUUCAAAACGGACUUUGCUUUCGUUUUCAUUUGGUUACUUAAUAUCAAGACGCAUUUUCAUUUUUACAUAUUUAUAAUGGAUGAUAAUCAUAGCAAUUAUCUUAAAGAUCAAAGGUCUCAAUCAACCUGCUCGCCUAUGGGAUUGUCACCUUUAAAUCUUAAUCGUGACCAUCGCCAUCGUAGUAGUUUACCUAAUGCUUUGCUUGUACCAGGCUAUCAAAUUUUGUCUCCCUCCAAUGGCCAAGAAUCACCAUCACCUUCAUCAACUUCAUCUCCAUCUCCAUCUUCAUCUAUCCGUGACGGUCUUAAUCGGACUUCUGUUAUCAGCUACAGUGGAACACAUGGACUUUCCUCUUCAUCUCCUCUUUCAUCAUUCCAUCAAUCAACAGUCAAAUUUUUACCCGUCUCAUCGCCAAGUCCAUCAUUCAAUUCAUCGUCAUCAUCAUCACUUCAACGUCCAGUUUCUAGCUCGUCAUUGAUGGGCAAUUCUCCUAUCAAUGAACAACUUUUAAAUCGUCGAGGGCCGAUCUCAACUUUAGGCAUUGGUUUUGGCCGUCGACACUCUGUGAAUGUAGUGUCAUCUGAAAUUUCAAAUGAUGUUGAAAUGCCAGAAACAGGAGAAAUCCGAGCCUUAACUCAAUUAUCUAGUGGAAUUGGCCCGAACACUAUUUCAAAUUCUCGACGAAGUCCAUCAGUUGAUUUAGGUAAAUUUAAAUCUGUUCAAUCAACUCGUAAUAAUGAUAACCUUAGUCAAGCUUCUCUACUGCUAAGCUUGGCCAAUUCAAAUCACCUUUAUCAAACCGCAAUUAAACAGUUCACCGAUUGUGAAGAUGUUGGAAGUGAUCAAAAAACUCUUAAUAUGCAAAUUAAAUCUAUAUCAGCCAAUGAUCAGCCAUCAAAAACUGAUAAAAGUGAGAAUAUUAAUCAAAAAUCUGUGAUAUCCCCAUCAACCUCCAUAGAAUCUGAAAUGGACUCUGUUAUGGACGACGAGAUGGAAUCUCUUCGGGUAUCAAUCCUAAAUUCUAAUGUUACUAAUAAUAGUAAUUUCUCACACUCAACUUCAGUUCAAUCAGUUUCUUCUUUUGCUAGUCGAAAAAAGCGAGGCUCGUUGAAUGAAUCCGGCCUUGCUGUAUCCAAUUUGCAGUCUAAUAACAUAUCAAACGAUCAACUUCCUUCUCGAUCUUUGCAAGAUCUCAGAUCAAAUGCUGCUUCAUCAGCAUCUUUUGCAUCAUCAGCUUCAGAUGAGUCUAAUACAAGUGAUUUUGCAUCUCCAUCAACUCCUCGUCGGCAAGACUCCGGUGAAAGUAAUUCAACAAAUUCUAAUCAAGCUGUUGUGCCAAAUACCAAUCAAAUCCAAUCGAUUAAUGCUAAUAUUACCUCGAGUGAAACAAUUUUAUCUUCUGAUUUCCCAGGGAUUGGGUUAAAUCCCAGUUUCAGUAGACAACAAUUAUUAUCCAGUCCUUGUCCAAUAUGUGGUGAUCGAAUCUCCGGUUUUCAUUAUGGUUUAUUUUCUUGUGAAUCUUGUAAAGGUUUUUUCAAAAGAACAGUGCAAAACAAAAAAAAUUAUGUCUGUUUAAGAGGGGCUAAUUGUCCGAUCUCCAUAAAUACAAGAAAAAAAUGUCCCGCUUGCAGAUUUGAAAAAUGUCUUCGAAUGGGUAUGAAACUGGAAGCCAUCAGAGAAGAUAGAACUCGUGGUGGACGAAGUACUUAUCAAUGUACUUAUACUCUUUCACCAACAACUAUGAAUCCAGGCUAUGGAUUUGUUAACUCUAAUCUUAAUCAAGUCCUCCACACUGAUCAUCCAAUAGGAAUCCAUCAAGUGAACCAACCCGGAAACAUAUCAAAUCAAAAAUCAGGCUCCUACAACCAUGAUCCAGGAGGAGGAACUUAUUAUCCUACAAAGUGGAUAUCGAAGUCAGAUGGGUCAAAGCCUAUUAAUUCAGAUUCUCCUGUUAAUUUUAAAAUAGCAAGAAACGAUGGUGGAAAUGUCGAAAACGUUAAACUUAUGCCUUCUGAAUCAGCAACUAGCUCUGCUUCUUCUCCUGCUAUUCCUCCCAAGAUAAGUGGAAUGCUAAAGGAAAUUCUUGAUGCUGAACAUCUGUGGCACAGAACACAAAAUGAGAAUAAAACUAUCAAUAGUGCUGACCAAAUUUCUCAUUCUAAUGAAGAAAAUGGAGCUCAUAAAGAGGACAUUGAAAAUGAUUUUUGUAACAUAGCGGAUCGUCAUUUGUAUAAACUUGUUAAAUGGUGUAAAAGUUUGCCUUUGUUCCAAGAAAUUUCAAUUGAUGAUAGAGUUGCUUUAUUGCAUAACUCGUGGGUUGAACUUCUUCUAUUAAGCUGUUGUUACCGUUCAAUUUCAACACAAGGAUCUAUUAAAAUAUCAUCCGAUCGUAGUGUUUCAGUUGAAGAAGCUCGAUCUCUAGGAAUUAAUAACGUAAUUGAAAGAAUGAUCAAUCUUGCUGACCAUUUGAGACGACUUCAUGUCGAUGAAUGUGAAUAUGUUUGCCUUAAAGUUAUUAUCUUAAUGACGUCAGAUGCAAGUGGCCUUCAAGAGGUUGACAAAGUCGACAAGUUACAAAAACAAAUCGUGGAAGCUCUUCAAACUUACACGUCUGCUAAUUAUCCUCAGUACCCUUCUAAAUUCGGUGAAUUGCUUUUACGAUUACCCGAAUUAGAAAGAGUCUGUCAAGUUGCCCGGGAAACUUUAGCUGUUAAACAAGCUGAAAAAGACGUUACCGCUUUCAACGUAUUGAUGGAAUUAUUUCGUGAUGACUAUUGAAUAGUUUAGUAAAUCUUGUCCAAAAAUAAGACUAAUAGAUUUUUCUAUUGUGAGAACCAACAAGUUUUGGCACCAACUCACAAGAACUGCUACUCAAUUGUUAAUGACUUUAUUGUCCCAAGGAUUACCAAAUCAGUUAUCAAAUGACCAAAGAGAGCUGUAAGAGUAAUGAACUUCAAGUCAAAAGAAGUAAAUGCUUAAAAAUCAGGAUUCAACUUCAAUAUGGGUAUUAAAUUGUCACAGCUUUGACUUCAUUUUGCUGAAAAUUAAAAACUAGUCAUUUUUCGCACAAUGAACAAGCUCUGAAAUUGAUACCUUAGUCCCAGUUAUGAACUAUCAUUGUUAUUUCUUUAUACCGUUCUAAUCAUUAUUAUUAUAUUUAAUAUUAGCUGUUUGUUAUAUAUUAUAAGUUUUAGAUUGCUUUUAUCAUUUAUUAACCACCUUUAUUUCAUAUUUUAGCUUUUAAAAAAUUGCUUUGUAAAUUCUUUCGUUGUAGUACCUUAAACUUGACUUUUUUUGUAUCAUAUGUUUUGCUUCUUUUUUAUUGGUAAAAUUGUUAGUCAACUAAUUAGCUCAAAAUCAAAACCUAUCAUUUAUCAAUCAAAACAAGACAUAAAGCCAAACGCAUUGCGACCACUUGAUGAAACCAUCAAAAUUUAAUAAAAUUUUAAAAUAAUGAAAAUAA